Molecule: messenger RNA, 2226 nt
Organism: Saccharomyces paradoxus
Lineage: Eukaryota; Fungi; Ascomycota; Saccharomycetes; Saccharomycetales; Saccharomycetaceae
Gene: MSC3
Product: Msc3p
Exons: 1
Coding region: 1-2226 (741 amino acids)
Source: RefSeq, a predicted model, not a curated record
AUGGUAUUUGGUUUUUCAAAGAGGGAUAGGAGGGUACCUGACUUGUCCAGGUACGAUUACUACUAUCAGAACCACGAAGAUUAUAACAAAAGCCCCCAGCUCUCUGCUGCUGCUGCCUCUGCUGCUUCUGCCGCAUCACCGGAUCGAACCAAUUAUUCAAGGUCGCACUCGCUGGUUAGCCAUGCACCUCCAAUAUCGAAACAAAGAGGUUCGGUGAAGGCAACAGGGAGAAGGCUCUCUACAUCCUCCGCCGUUCCGCCAUCAUCCAGGGGAGCAGGUAAGCAGUAUUCACAGAAGACGUACUCGCUGAGGUCACAGAGGAGUGGGGAGUAUCAUAUGCAUCCACCGGGUUACGCCACCAAUGGGAGCCGUAUGAACUCUAUGACAUCUGGUGCCAAUGCUAGAAGAAACUACGGCAAGAACAAAUCCGCGAGCGGUAACAAUAACGAUUCAAGGGCCAACUCUAUCACCGUAAAGACUACACAAGUGACAGACCCCUCGGGAAGAACUCAAUCAAUUACUAAAAAGACAAUAAGGAAAAUAAAUGGAUAUGAAUAUGUGGAAACCACGACUACGACAAAGAAUCUGGUUCCAGUAGGUGAUUCGCAGCGUCAUUUCGAUGAAUUUAGUGAAAACUACAUGUUGCAAGAUGAUGACAUCUUAGAGGAACAAACGAGCGAUAACAUUCACGAUAUAAUGGAGGAAAACGAAACAGAUAACGAAAAUCCGCAUUCUCCCAUAAGUGCAAGUCAUUUACCGGAUGGUUCAGAACCAGCCGUGGAAAAACCAGAUUUCCCGCCUGGAUCGUAUUUUCACCAUAAGUAUUCUACAGACGUUAUGCCUUUAGAAGAAGAAAGCAGUCUAUCCAAUUUCAGUGACGCAUUAGAUUAUAUUCCCCCCACCCAUCAGUCCAGUACUAAACAUAUUCAUAAUAAAAGGAACCAAACAUCGACGACAAGAAGGAAGAAAAGACCGCCCGUUAUGAAAAACGUAGAAGCGGAGGCUAAGAAACCAUUAACUGAAGCAGAAAUGUAUCUUAAGGCCUUAGAGGUUGCCAAAAGAAACGUGUAUCACACGGAUGCUCCUUCAAAUAUUGCUUCAGCCCCACUCGGGAGCAACAAACCCAGGAAAAGUAGGAUGGGCCAAAAAAUGACUUUGAGAAGCAGUAAUGAUCCUCCAACGACUACUGCUAAAUUUGCCAAAUCUGACGUCGAGGUUCAACCAAAAAGAUUUACAAGCUCUUUCUUUAAUAGAAAUGCUAGAAGUGGCCCUCAUGAAGUGCACAAUCAUUCGGUGGUUUCGAAUUCUAAAUCGGAUAAGGUAGUAGAGCCGGUACCAGAGCCUAAGAGUGCAAACACAGGGCUAACAGAUAAAGAGAUGUAUGAUCAGGCUUUGAAAAUCGCACAAGCUAGGUAUUACAACUCUCAUGGCAUUCAACCUGAAGCGAUCGAUAAUGGCGCCGCGGCCGCUAAACCUGGCCAGAUCGGCGUUAGCCAUUCGGUACCUAGUGGAGGUGUCUCGCUCAAUAAACAACAUUAUUCAGGGGAAUCUGAAAUUCCAGUCCAGAGCGAAGUGCAUGAAUACGAGCCCGUUCCAUUGCAGAAGACAAAAACAGCCGGUUCUUCCAAAAAUAAGUUCAAAACUAUGUUUGACAAAGUGCUGCAAUUCUCUCAAGAAAACUACGGCUAUCAGCACAAGAAGGAUCAAGGCGAGCAGGAUCUAGUCAGUCAUAAUGCUGAAGAAAGCUUCCAAGCAGCGUCUACUUCAGAAAAUGUGCCUACGGCAAGAUCUUCUUCAGACGACGGUGUAACAGCGAAUCCAGUUGCUGCAGAUUCACUUUCGCCCCUUCAACAACAAACAGACUCGACUACUGCAUCCUCAAACGGACAAAGUCAGGGCAACAUACCCGCUCCCACAGUAGCGUCAACAACGAGGACAAGAUCUCCGGAACAACAGGAAACUAUAAAGUCUUCUUCUUCGCUUUUACAGGACCAAACCCCGCAACGUCAGGAAGACGCCACCGAUCCGACAACAUCGACGAAUGAGUUGUCCGUCGCAGAGCCAACCACAUCGCACACCAUGCCUACCGACACUCCUAUUAUAUCUCAGCCUACAAUAGCCACUUCGACACACACAACGAAGACAAUACAAGCUCAAGUUAUUCCUACGAAGCACAAAAAGCCCAGUUUUUUCACUAAACUGUUCAAAAAAAAAAGCAGCCGUUAA